AUGGAUGACCUAUUCGACGUUUUCGACGACCAGCCGUCCAAUCUGAAGGACGAGCCCCAAACUUCACCCCCAGCGAAGGCAACCAAGGAGAAAAAGAAGAAGAACAAGAAGCGCAAGGCGCGCGAGGCUCUAGAGAAUAGCGCCACCGACGACGCAGUCCCCGCGACGUCUGCACCCGAGGUGGAUGGUCAUGAAGGCGAGCCCAUCUCUCCCGAGGCGGAUGCCGAUGGCGAGCAGAAUUCUGCCGAUGAACAUCUCGACAGCAAGCGCAGACGGAAGGACGAUGUUGCAGAUCCAGUACUCACCGACACUUUCGAGACUGCCGCCUCAAGAGAGGUAGCUGCUGCUGCAGGUUUUGCGCCUCCCGAGAAAGAAGAGACAUCGCUCGUAUUGUCGCACAACAUCCAACAUCAGGUUGCCCUUCCGCCCGACCUCGACUACGAAUACGUGCCGCUUUCAGAGCACAAGCCUCCGGAGGAACCCGCUCGCACCUGGCCUUUCACCCUUGAUCCCUUCCAGCGUCUGUCCAUCUCGUCAAUUGAGCGAGACGAGAGCGUCUUGGUAUCGGCCCACACGAGUGCCGGUAAGACUGUCGUCGCAGAAUAUGCUAUUGCGCAAUGUCUCAAGAAGAACACCCGAGUUAUCUACACGAGUCCCAUCAAGGCCCUGAGUAACCAGAAGUACCGAGAGUUCAACGAGGCUUUUGGUGAUGUCGGAUUAAUGACUGGAGAUGUCACAAUCAACCCGACCGCUAGUUGUCUUGUCAUGACUACUGAGAUUCUGCGCUCUAUGCUAUACCGGGGUUCAGAGAUCAUGCGAGAGGUGGCUUGGGUCAUCUUUGACGAGAUUCACUACAUGCGAGACAAGAUUCGAGGUGUAGUCUGGGAGGAAACCAUCAUCCUUCUUCCUGACAAGGUCCGAUACGUCUUCCUGUCUGCCACCAUCCCGAAUGCCUUCCAAUUUGCCGAAUGGAUUGCCAAGAUCCACAGGCAAGCCUGCCAUGUCGUCUACACCGAUUUCCGACCCACUCCUCUUCAAAACUACUUUUUCCCGUCUGGUGGAACCGGCAUCUUCCUUGUGGUUGACGAGAAGGGCGUCUUCCGCGAGAAUAACUUCAACAAAACAAUGACGAUGAUUGAGGAAAAGAAGGGAGCUGACGCGAAUGACAUCGAUGCCAAGACCAGAGGCAAGGGCAAGCACAAGAAGACCAUGAAGGGCGGCAAGGAUGAGAGCAAUGCCGACAUCCAGAAGAUCGUGAAGAUGGUUAUGCAGAAGAACUUCAACCCCGUCAUCGUAUUCAACUUUAGUAAACGUGAUUGUGAGAUGAUGGCACUGUUCACUUCCAAAUUCAGCUUCAACGACGACAGCGAAAAGGCCAUGGUCCGCAAAGUCUUCAUCAGUGCAAUCGAGUCACUGGCUGAAGAGGAUCGAGAGCUGCCCCAAAUCUCCAAUAUCCUGCCGCUUCUCGAGAAGGGCAUCGGGGUCCAUCACUCUGGCUUGCUACCCAUUCUCAAGGAAACCAUCGAGAUUCUCUUCCAGGAAGGGUUGAUCAAGGUUCUGUUUGCAACGGAAACAUUCUCCAUUGGUCUGAACAUGCCCGCAAAAACUGUCGUCUUCACGCAAGUGACCAAGUUUGAUGGGAUUAAGCGUCGACCACUGACCUCCUCCGAAUAUAUCCAGAUGGCCGGCAGAGCUGGUAGAAGAGGACUCGACGAACGCGGUAUCGUCAUUAUGAUGAUUGACGACAAGUUGGAACCGGAGACAGCGAAGGAAAUUGUCAUUGGUAAACAAGAUCGCCUCAACUCCGAGUUCCAUCUUGGUUACAACAUGGUUCUGAACUUGCUCAGGAUUGAAGCCAUCUCACCCGAGUUCAUGCUGGAGAACUGCUUUUUCCAAUUCCAAAACAGUGCUAGUGUUGCUGGGUUGGAGCAGGAGUUGAUGAACCUCCAGAAGGAGAAGGAUGAAAUGGUCAUUCCUGACGAGGCCACGGUCAAGGAAUACCACGGACUGCGGCAGCAAAUAGCAACUUACACCAAGGACAUGGUCCAUGUCAUCCAACAUCCGAACCACUGUCUGGAGUACCUGCAACCCGGCAGACUUGUUCAGAUUGUUCAUCCUAAGACUGGUCAGGACUUUGGCUGGGGUGUGGUCCUUGACUUCACCGCGCGUAAACCGCCCAAGUUCGGUGACAAGGACUUUACGCCCCAAGAGUCGUACUUUGUUGACGUCUACCUGCACAUUGAUUCGAGGAGCGAGCCCUUUACACCGCGCACACAACCUCCGAACGCGAUGCCCGACGGUAUUCUGCCGCGCACUCCUGCGCGUCAUGGCAACUUCCAAGCGGUGCCGUGCCUUCUCAACACCGUGAAGUCGAUCAGCCAGAUUCGAGUCUUCAUGCCGAAGGAGGUCAAGACCAGGGAGGAUGUUGAGGAAGUCCGCAAGCAGGUUCUCAAAUCUCUCAACGAGGUUGAGCGCCGUUUCCCUGAUGGUAUCCCCAUUCUCGACCCUAUCGAGAAUAUGGGCAUCACGGAUGACUCGUUUCAGAAGCUGCUCCGUAAGAUCGAGGUGUUGGAGUCCCGCCUUCUUUCCAACCCGUUACAUGGCUCGCCCCUUCUCCCGAGUCUGUGGGAGAAAUUCUCGAAGAAGACGUCGCUUGCUGAGGAAGUCAAAGCUCAUAAGAAGAAAAUCGCCAAGGCGCAUAGCAUUGCUCAGCUUGACGAACUCAAGUCGAGAAAACGUGUCCUUCGUCGACUUGGCUUCAUUGAUGAUAAGGACGUCGUGCAGAUGAAGGCACGUGUGGCAUGUGAGAUUUCGUCAACUGAAGGCCACGAGCUGGUGCUCUCUGAGUUGUUAUUCAACCGUUUCUUCAACGAAAUGAGUCCCGAAGUAUGCGCUGCUGCUCUGAGUUGCUUCAUUUUCGAUGAGAAGCUUGAGGCCACUGCAUUGAAGGAUGAACUUGCAAAGCCGUAUGCGCAGAUCAAGGCCCAAGCUAAAAUUGUCGCCAAGGUUGGACAGGAAAGCAAGAUGGAGAUUAACGAGGAAGACUAUGUUGCGUCCUUGAAGUGGGAGCUGAUGGAGACAGUCUAUGCCUGGGCCAAUGGGCGCCCAUUUGCUGAGAUCUGCAAAAUGACGAAUGCUUACGAAGGAUCUCUGAUUCGUCUGUUCCGUCGUCUCGAAGAACUUCUCCGCCAGAUGGCCCAAGCUGGCAAGGUCAUGGGUAGUGAGGAGCUGACGAACAAGUUCGAGGAGAGUCUGACCAAGAUCAGACGCGACAUCGUCGCGGCUCAGAGCUUGUAUCUGUAA
This is a messenger RNA of Pseudomassariella vexata, 3303 nucleotides long. RefSeq names its product rRNA-processing arch domain-containing protein. Gene Ontology annotation, molecular function: RNA binding; ATP binding; RNA helicase activity. The record is from RefSeq and is a predicted model, not a curated record. Gene Ontology annotation, cellular component: nucleus. The transcript has 2 exons. Bases 1 to 3303 code for a protein of 1100 amino acids. Gene Ontology annotation, biological process: maturation of 5.8S rRNA; RNA catabolic process. Lineage: Eukaryota; Fungi; Ascomycota; Sordariomycetes; Amphisphaeriales; Pseudomassariaceae.